AAAAGUUUUCCUCUGACUCGCGAAAAGAGGAGUCGACAUGGAUGAAAAGGAGCUGUUUGUGUGAAUAAACGAAAAAGACUGACUUCUCCACACGGUAAAAGAAUGAUAACAUAGCUAGCACUUUGUGUUGUUUUGUAUGAGACGACACGAAAAAACCUCAACUGUGGGAAAGUUUGAAGCAAGGACUGGCUAUGGCGCGGGAGAGCGAAGACCCCGGGAUGGCCAAAGCGUCAAAAAAAGCCAAAAGGCAAAGAAAGAAGAAAACUAAGGAGAACAAAACCAGGAUUGUCCACGCAAACAUACUGUACGAUAACGCCAAAGGGGAGGAAAACCCAAACCGACACUAUGCAAACAACAAGAUUAAGACGACCAAAUACACUCUGCUGUCUUUUCUACCAAAGAAUCUUUUUGAACAGUUUCAUAGGUUCGCCAAUGUUUACUUUGUCUUCAUCGCCUUGCUGAAUUUUGUUCCAGUUGUCAAUGCCUUUCAGCCAGAACUUGCUCUGGCUCCUGUAGUUUUCAUUUUGUCUGUCACUGCCAUCAAAGACUUAUGGGAGGACUACAGGAGACACAGGUCGGAUAAAGAAAUCAAUCACAUGGAUUGUCUGGUGUACAGCAGAGCGGAGAGACGCUAUGUGGAGAAGUACUGGAAGGAGGUGCGGGUGGGAGACUUCAUCAAGCUGCGAUGUAACGAGAUCCUCCCCGCCGACGUUCUGCUGCUGAGCUCCAGCGACCCCGACCGCCUGUGCCACAUCGAGACCGCCACACUGGACGGAGAGACCAACCUCAAGCAGAGGCAGGUCGUCCGUAGCUUCUUUGACCUGGAUUGUGACUUCGACCCCUUAAAGUACAACGGCGUAAUUGAAUGUGAAAAGCCCAACAACGACCUGAACAGAUUCCGAGGCUACAUACUCCAUCGAAGUGGCAGAAGAGAUGCACUUUACAAAGAAAACCUGCUGCUGAGAGGCUGCACCGUCCGCAACACAGAAGAAGCUGUGGGAAUAGUCAUUUACGCAGGUCACGAGACCAAAGCUAUGCUCAACAACAACGGCCCGCGCUACAAGCGCAGUAAACUGGAGAGACAGAUGAAUGUAGAUGUGUUCUGGUGUGUCAUCAUCCUGCUGGUCAUGUGCCUGUUUGCUGCUGUUGGUCAUGGGCUAUGGAUGUUUCAGUACGGAGAUAAGAGACCUGUGUUUGACGUUCUUAGUCCAGAGGGGACAGACUUAUCACCCAUCAUGUCAGCCAUUUAUCUCUUCCUUACUAUGAUCAUCGUCUUUCAGGUGCUGAUACCGAUCUCUCUCUUUGUGUCGAUUGAGAUUGUUAAGAUCUGCCAAGUGUACUUCAUCCAUCAGGACAUGGAUCUGUACGACGAGGAGACGGACUCCCACCUGCAGUGCAGAGCUCUUAAUAUCACUGAGGAUCUUGGCCAGAUGCAAUACAUCUUCUCUGACAAGACGGGCACACUGACGGACAACAAGAUGGUGUUUCGCCGCUGCACUGUGGCAGGGGUGGAGUACUCUCAUGAUGCCAACGCGAGAAGACUUGCCAUGUACCAGGAGAUGGAUUCUGAGGAGGAGGAGUGCACGUCUCACGGUGGCACCCUGCCCAGGAGGGACAGUGUGACCAGCCACCAGAGCGCCCGGGUGGUGCUGCGCUCACAGAGCACAAAGUCCCACCGCAGGACAGGCAGCAGGGCGGAGGCCAAGCGGGCCAGCAUCCUAUCUAAACACACAGCCUUCAGCAGCCCAAUGGAGAAAGAUAUCACCCCCGACCCUCAGCUCCUAGACAAAGUCAAUGAAUGCAGCAGUCAGAUGGACUUCAUGCGAUUCCACAGCCAGCCCAUGUCCCAGCUGCCCUCUGACCUCGCUGACAUCAUUGAUUUCUUUAUCGCCCUCACCAUCUGCAACACAGUGGUGGUGUCCUCGCCCAACCAGCCCAGGCAGAAGGUCCGGGUGAGGUUUGAGCUGAAGUCCCCAGUUAAGACCAUCGAGGACUUCAUCAAACGCUUCACCCCCAGCCGACUGACCUCAGGCUCCAACAGCAGCAGCUCCUCCAGCCUCAUCACCAACCGUUCCUCCAACAGGGGAUGCUCCAGCAUGCUGUCCUCGCCCUCCGCAGAGAGCACGCUCACCAAGCUGGACGAGGAGCAGACUGCCAGAGGUCUGGAGCACUCCUUCAGCUCCAUCCCGCCCUGCUACGACGGGAAGGCGUGGAACCUGGAGGAGGGCGAGCUGCGCUAUGAGGCAGAGUCGCCCGACGAGGCUGCGCUGGUCUACGCAGCCAGGGCCUACAAGUGCUCGCUGGUCGGACGCCUCCCCGACCAGGUGACCGUGGAACUGCCACACCUGGGGAAGUUGAGCUUCGAGCUGCUGCACACACUAGGCUUCGACUCCACCAGGAAACGCAUGUCUGUGGUGGUUAGACACCCUCUGACGGAUCAGAUCACGGUCUACACUAAAGGAGCAGACUCUGUCAUCAUGGACCUCAUCAAACCUCCCGACACAGGAAGCUCCAAAGGGAAACGCCAGAAAAAGAUUGUCAGCCGGACCCAGAACUACCUGAACCUGUAUGCUGCAGACGGUCUUCGCACACUGUGCAUUGCAAAAAAGGUUAUGAGCAAGGAGCAGUAUGCCUGCUGGCUGCAGCGUCACCUGGAGGCAGAGACGGCCAUCCAGGGCCGAGAGGAGCUGCUCUUUGACUCGGCCCUGCGACUGGAGACAAACCUGCAGCUUCUGGGAGCGACGGGCAUCGAGGACCGGCUACAGGACGGAGUGCCUGAGACCAUAGCGUCUCUGCGGAAGGCCGGCCUGCAGAUAUGGGUGCUGACGGGAGACAAGCAGGAGACGGCCGUCAACAUCGCAUACGCCUGCAAGCUGCUGGACCCCGAGGAGGAGAUCCUGACACUGAAUGCUGAUUCUCAGGAGGCAUGCGCGUUGUUGCUGGAGGAAAGUUUACACUACAUCCAGGCCAAAUUCCUCUGCAGCUCUACAGACCAAGCCGCCAAGAUUUUUCACGGUAACUUUGCACCCUUUGAGAUCUAUCCCUCCUCAUCCCCGUCCUCAUCCGCCCACACCACUCCCUUCAUGGUGCACCGGCUGGGCCUGGUAAUUGAUGGGCGGACUUUGGCCUAUGCCCUGGAUAAGAGUCUGGAGGAUAAAUUCCUGGCUGUAGCGCGGAGCUGCCGCUCAGUGCUCUGCUGCCGCUCCACGCCACUGCAGAAGAGCAUGGUGGUCAAACUGGUGCGGAACAAGCUGAAGGUCAUGACUCUAGCCAUAGGUGAUGGGGCCAAUGAUGUCAGCAUGAUCCAGGUAGCGGAUGUGGGCGUAGGCAUCUCGGGACAGGAGGGCAUGCAGGCGGUGAUGGCGAGUGACUUUGCUCUUCCAUGUUUCCGGUAUCUCCAGAAGCUCCUGCUGGUCCACGGACACUGGUGCUACUCCCGACUGGCGAAUAUGAUUCUCUAUUUUUUCUACAAGAAUGCUAUGUUUGUAGCGCUCAUCUUCUGGUAUCAGUUCUACUGCGGAUUCUCAGGUUCAGCCAUGAUCGACCAGUGGUAUCUUAUCUUCUUCAACCUGAUGUUCUCCGCCUUCCCACAACUCAUCACUGGCACUCUGGACAAAGACGUGUCAGCAGAGACCCUCCAACAACUACCUCAGCUAUAUGUGAACGGCCAGAACUCCGAGGAAUAUAAGCCAUAUAUGUUCUGGAUGAACAUGAUUGAUGCCUUCUACCAAAGUCUGGUCUGCUUCUUCAUUCCUUAUUUUGCCUAUGCUGACUCUGACGUGGAUCUGUUUACAUGGGGGACGCCCAUCACCACCCUCGCUUUGUUCACCAUUCUGGUGCACUUGGGCAUUGAGACCAAAACCUGGACCUGGAUGAACUGGCUAUCUAUCUCCUUCAGUAUCGCCUUAUUCUUCACAGUGGCUCUGUGCUACAACGCCUCCUGUCCGACCUGCUACUCCCCCUCUAACCCCUACUGGACCAUGCAGAGGCUGCUACAGGACCCUCUCUUCUACCUGCUCUGUGUCAUCACUCCUGUAGCAGCUCUGUUGCCCAGAUAUUUCUACAGGGCGUGUCAAGGCACACUGUUUCCCAGCCCGGUCCAAGUUGGAAGACAGUUAGAUAAACUCCCCGCUGAAACCCGCAGGAACAUUCUGAGCCUCAGCAGGGUCAAGGUGGGGUCGCCGCUCAGCCCCAAGCCUCCCUUCCUGUCCCCCACCAAGACUUCCCCUAGGGGUUGCAAUAAAAAGGACCAGAGGAGCUUCCCCGUUUUACAAACACACGAACAGGGCCGGAGAAGCCCGCCGGGGCCCACAGACAGUGAGAAGGGCCUCUCAGAUCUCUACACAUCAGAAAAAGACACUCUUCCUUACACCAAAGACGCUGCUAAGCUCUCGAGGGAGCCGCAGCCUCCUCCCACCAAAGACUCAGAGUGUCCCGAUAAGACUUUAGAGGCGUCAGAUCUCAGUCUGUCCUGCUGGAUCACCUCCACACCUCUGCUCUCACCGGCAGACAGCGUCCAGCUGAACCUGCCCCCCGACGGAGACGCACGGUUUGUCAAAUACACGAGGGACCACACGGUUCAGCCAGCACAGAGGACAGAGCAGGGGGCAGAACAGACGCUGCACACCGCCUUGUGAUGUCUUACAGUAUGUUACACAAACUCCAAUUUGCACGAUAUUUUUUUUAAAAAGUCAUAUUUUUAUUGUAUUUUUCUUGGAGAUUCUUUUAUAAAAGAUGCUACAGAAGCCCUGAGAGACAAGUGUGAAAAAAAUUCUGGUGAUCCAAUUUUUUAAAAGUCUGAUCUAAAGUGUUUUCUCUCCUGUGUUUAUGACAGGUAAGAAAAUGGGUUUUUUUUUUUUUUUUUUUUUUAAAUCUGUAAAACAGGUGGAAAGAAUGGAUAAUUUUUCUUAGUUUAAGAAAUGUAUAUAUAUAUAUUUAUAUAAACAAUAUAUAAGUGAAAACAGGUUAAAAACAUUUUUUCGACAUGUGAAAAGGUGAUUUCUUUAAUUUAAUUUUUAUUUUCUUACAAAAUGAACAUCAGAGUGAACAGACUACUCAAAACAAGAUUGUGGAAGGAUUGGGACCAGGUAGGAGAAAAAAAUAAUCAGUUAUAUAGUAAUUUUUUUUCACUAUGCAGUUCGAGAAAAAAGGUGAAAUAGUGAGAAUAAAGUCGAAAUUACAAGAAUAAAGUCAAGAUGUCAAGAAUAAAUUUGAAAUACAAUUUUGAGAAAAAAAUUGAAAUGACGUGUAUGAAGUAAACUUUUUGUUUUCGGUAAAGUUGGAAAUAUAUUUACAGAUUUGUGUCAAUAAGUCAUCAGAGGAACAUUGUUUUCUAUCCGAACAGUUAAGUAGACUGCAAGCUACAACCUGAUUUUCGUAAAUGUCAUAAAAUGAGCAAUAACCACAAUAUUUAAGGGUCUAGUAGUACUAAAAUCCUCCUACACAUAAAUAAGCUAUUCGUGAUUGUAGGCUACAUAAUUGUUAUGGGGAAAAUCUGCUUUUAUAUCAUUAAUGUGAAUUUUUUUAGACAUAUAUCGUAUUAUAUUAUAUAUUGCAUACGUGUUUUUUCUCAACAUUGUAUUUUGACUUUUUUCUCGAACUUAAUAAUGAUUUUUUUUUUCACCUGCCUGGCCCUAAUCUUCUUCCGUACUAGUUAUAUAAAGAUUGAUAUAAAGAUGUAAUCAUGACCAAAACGAGUCCAGCGCUGGUUGAAUCCACAUCGGCAGGUCUGUGUCCAUCUUGUACAGUCAUGAAAAAAAUUAUUUUGACCGCUUUUUUCUUCAAUUUUAUGUUCAUUUUAAUGCCUGGUACAACUAAAGGUACAUUUGAUUGGAUAAAUAUGAUAACAACAAAAAUAGCUCACAUCAGC
Centropristis striata (black sea bass) is the source of this 5869-nucleotide messenger RNA. It is a transcript of the gene atp10a, whose product is annotated as ATPase phospholipid transporting 10A. The record is from RefSeq and is a predicted model, not a curated record. Gene Ontology annotation, cellular component: plasma membrane. The transcript has 21 exons. Gene Ontology annotation, molecular function: ATPase-coupled intramembrane lipid carrier activity; ATP hydrolysis activity; magnesium ion binding. Lineage: Eukaryota; Metazoa; Chordata; Actinopteri; Perciformes; Serranidae. Gene Ontology annotation, biological process: phospholipid translocation. Bases 192 to 4637 code for a protein of 1481 amino acids.